Messenger RNA from Symbiodinium sp. CCMP2456, 705 nucleotides. The record is from the annotation of a GenBank genome assembly. Lineage: Eukaryota; Dinophyceae; Suessiales; Symbiodiniaceae.
AUGGCUUCCGUCAAGAGCAUGAUCGCUGCGGGCCUCCUCGCGGCGCCUUGCGCCGAUGCCUUUGUGGCACCGGGAACCUCCCACGCCGUCACCAGCCUUCGAGGCUCGACAGCAGUGAAGGCUGAGUCUAGCUUCAGCACCUACUCGGCGCUGGCCGUCUCUGCCACGACGGGCGCUGCGGUGAUGAGCUUUGUGGGCACGAAGAAGCCGACUGCCCGCAAGACCGUGGCUUGCAAGUUUAGCGCUGAGGCACAGAUUGGCGUCACUGAGCCCUUGGGAUUCUUUGAUCCGGCCGGUUUCUGCAAGGACGAGGCUUCCUUCAAGGACUUGCGUGCCAAGGAGCUCAAGCACGGCAGAUUGGCCAUGAUGGGCGCCCUCGGAAUGCUGACGCAGAGCCUGGUUCAGCUGCCCGGCAUGGAGGGCGUGCCGAAGGACAUUUCGGCCUUCAGCACAGGUGCCGGUCAAACGGGCUUCCUCAUCACCAUCGCCAUCAUCGCGGUGUUGGAGGCGGCCGUGUUCGUCCAGGACGACAGCAAAGAGCCAGGAAACUUUGGCAAUCCCUUGCCUUUGGUUGGAGAUGACUACUCGGAUGAGAUGCGCAACCGCGAGAUCAACAACGGCAGGAUCGCCAUGUUUGCGGCCCUCGGGCAGAUCGCCGCCGGCCUCUACACGGGCAAAUCCGCCAUUGAGCAAUUCGGUCUUUAA